This is a messenger RNA of Clarias gariepinus (North African catfish), 2383 nucleotides long. RefSeq names its product zinc finger protein 883-like. The record is from RefSeq and is a predicted model, not a curated record. Gene Ontology annotation, molecular function: RNA polymerase II cis-regulatory region sequence-specific DNA binding; DNA-binding transcription factor activity. Lineage: Eukaryota; Metazoa; Chordata; Actinopteri; Siluriformes; Clariidae. The coding region runs from base 173 to 922 and encodes 249 amino acids. The transcript has 2 exons. Gene Ontology annotation, biological process: regulation of transcription by RNA polymerase II.
UCCGCCGUGUGUGUUAAAGAGAGAGAGAGAGAGAGAGAGACCUGUGCUCUGAUCACUAACGCCGAGUUAAAGUGUAAUUUCCCCCCUGAGCUACAGACCCUGGACUCAUCUAGACCAGACUUCCCCUUCCAGUCUCCUGGUUCUGUACAGUCCUGCUGGAACUGGAUCAAAGAUGUACCACUGCUCAGAUUGUGGGAAGACUUUUACCCAAAAUGGUAAUCUCAAAAAACACCAGCGUAUCCACACAGGAGAGAAGCUGUAUCACUGCUCACAGUGCGGGAAGAAUUUCGCUUGUCAGACUAAUCUCCGGCGGCACCAGCGCAUCCACACAGGAGAGAAGCUGUAUAGCUGCUCACAGUGCGGGAAAGGUUUUGCUCAACUGCUUACUCUCCAUGUACACCAGCGAAUCCACACAGGAGAGAGACCGCAUCAGUGCGUAAAAUGUGGGAAGAGUUUUACUUGUCAGCGUCACCUCCAACAGCACGAGCGCAUCCACACCGAAGAGAGGCCGUAUUGUUGCUCGCAGUGUGGGAAGAGUUUUACCUCUCAAGGUAAUCUCCUGCAGCAUGAGCGCACCCACACAGGAGACAAGCCGUACCAGUGUGCGCAGUGUGGAAAGAGUUUUGCUCAUCUGUUUACUCUCCAAAUACACCAGCGUAUACACACGGGGGAGAAGCCCUAUCGCUGUGGACAGUGUGAAAAGAGUUUUGUAUGUCAGAGUAAUCUCCAACGGCAUAAGCGCAUCCACACCGGAGAGAGGCCGUAUUACUGCUCCCAGUGCGGAAAGAGUUUUACUUGUCAGAGUAAUCUCCAGCGGCAUCAGCGCAUCCACACAGGAGAGAAGCUGUAUAACUGCUCACAGUGCGGGAAAGGUUUCGCUGAACUGUUUACUCUCCAUGUACACCAGCGUAUCCACACAUGAGAGAGACCGCAUCACUGUGGGAAGAGUUUUAUAUGUCGGAGUAAUCUUUAGCGGCAUGAGUGCGUCCACACCUGAAAGAGGCCGUAUUACUGCUCCCAGUGCGGGAAGCUCCCAGUGCGUACUCGGCAAAGUCAUCUCAAACAACACCACAGCAUGCACACAGGACAGAGGCCGUACCAGUGUGGACAGUGUGGGAGGAGUUACAUUUAUCAGACUGACCUUCAACGGCACCAGCGCGGGAGAGAAGCUGUACCAUUGUGGACAAUGUGGGAGGAGUUUUAGUCAAGAAGGUAAUCGUCAGACACACCAGCGUGUCCACACUGGAGAGAAGCCGUAUCACUUUGUAACUUGUGGGAAAAGUUUUACUCGUCAAAAUAAUCUCCAACAGCCACAGUGCAAACGUUUUAGUGACUGGAGUUCCUUCCACAGCCAGCAGCAGAGUCAUACAGGACAGAAAUCAUACCUCUGCGGAGAAUGUGGAUGGGGCUUUUCUUAUUUAAGAUUGCUUAGGAAACACAAGUGUUGUAAUAUCAGGUUGUGUCAUGUGAAUUUGUCAAAUGGGUGUUUUACUGUAAAUACAGCCGGACUUCUUAACUGGACACCUUUACAAGCCAACAGACGAUGGUUGUGUUUACAGACAGUGUAAAGAGAUGAUUGUUGUCCAAGUUUUGUCUUUCCGAAAUCCAUUUAAUCAUAGCUUAGUAAACUGUCUGACCAGAAGUGUGCACCACACCAUGAGUAUCCUCUGAUGGAACAGCAUCCAAUCCAUGGUGCCUUCAGCAUAGCAUUCCUCAUAUAGUUUCUGCAACAUUGACCAGGAUAACGCAGUCACACAAUAAAACUUUGUUGGAUAUUUGUAUAUAUCCACUCCCAGUCAAAAGUUUGGGCACACCAGGGUCGUUCCUGAUUUUUUAUUUUUCUCUACACUGUACACAGUAAAACCGAUAUGUUGUUUAUCCCUUGUGACUUAUCCCCAUGUCAAGACCUUGUGAUAUCCCUCCAAAUAACCAAAUCACUCCUUUAACCACUGCCCAUAAUCUUGGGGUAACCGUGGCCAAUCAUCUGUCAUUUUCCCCACACCUUUCUAUUCUUACUCGCUCUUGUAGAUUUCUUCUUUACAAUAUCAGAAGAAUUCGCCCAUUUCCUUCUUUACAGGCUACUCAGGUGCUUGUUCAGUCCCUAGUUAUUUCAAGACUCGACUACUGCAACUCACUCCUGGCAGGCCUGCCUCUAGAUGUCCGUACAGCAGAGACUUUGACUAUCUUUAAACGACGACUCAAGACGCAUCUGUUUCUCCAGUACUUGGACAAAUGCCUAAAUGUAUGAUAAGUCUUGUAUUUUUUCCUGCAAAACUGUUAUAAAAAUGAUUGUUAUAAAUGUUUUGAGUUGUGUUAAAAGUAGAUUACCAGGAGUCUAUAUUUGGUGACUUCAUAACUUGCAUAAUGUAUAAUAAUGCAUGAA